This is a messenger RNA of Microthlaspi erraticum, 681 nucleotides long. The record is from the annotation of a GenBank genome assembly. Lineage: Eukaryota; Viridiplantae; Streptophyta; Magnoliopsida; Brassicales; Brassicaceae.
AUGGGGACAACCGUGAAAGGCCUUCUUAAAGGCCUUCGCUACAUUACUCAGAUUUUCGACGAAGACAAAGACCAGCAUGGAAUGCAGAUCGGGUUUCCCACCGAUGUAAAGCAUGUCGCCCACAUCGGAUCCGACGGUCCCGCAGCCAAUGCGCCAAGCUGGAUGAGUGACUUCAAACCUCAAGAAAACGAGAAUGGUCAAGUAGUUUCCCGAGGAGAUGCCAACAACAAUCAAGUAGGAGAAGGAGUUGGUUUACAAGAGCUGUUGCCUCCUCCAGAGAAACCAAAGCACAAGAAGACGAGGCGCAAAUCCGAGACGGCCUCCCAAAACGGUUCUCCUCCAAGACGAAGCAGCAACGUGUCAUCGUCAGAUCUGCAACCUAGACCCUCGAGACGUCACCACAGGAGCAGGCACGGGUCGAUGGACUCGUCGAAUGAUCCGUCGGUCAGCAGGAGGAGGCGUGUUGUGGCGGUUACUGAUUUGGAAGGCUCUUACCCUCACUCAGACGGUGGUGGUUCUAUUGCUCACACUAGAAAGUCUACAUCACGUCAUAGGAAGGCGAAAGGGUCAGGAGGAGGAGGUGGAGAGCUGUCAAUGAAGAAGACGAGAGCAAAACCAGAGAACUCUGUUGUUGAAUCAGUAGUCGAUAACUCUAAUGAUAAUACCAGCGACAAAGACUAA